UGACGCCAUCAUGUCAUGUCUCCUCCUCCCCCAUGCCCCAGAGUCUCCUCCCCGCCGGCCUAUAUAUGCAGAGGGAACUCAGCUCUUUCCCCCAUUAUCGACCAGCACCCUCAUCUAUAUCCAUCAACAUCGAUCCAUCCAUCCAUCAUGGCGGCGGAGCAGCAGCAUCAGCUGGAUCUGCCGGGGUUCCGGUUCCACCCGACGGAGGAGGAGCUGCUGGAGUUCUACCUGAAGCAGGCGGCGCGCGGGAGGAAGCUCAAGUUCGACAUCAUCCCCACGGUGCACCUGUACCGGCACGACCCCUGGGAGCUGCCGAGCCUGGCGCGCGUCGUUGGCGAGCGCGAGUGGUACUUCUUCGUGCCCCGCGACGGCGGCGGGCGGGCGGCCAAGCAGCAGCCCGGCUCCGGCGGCCGGCCUAGCCGCACCACGGAGCGCGGGUUCUGGAAGGCCACGGGGUCGGACCGCGCCGUGCGGUGCGCCGCCGACCCCAAGCGCCUCAUCGGGCUCAAGAAGACGCUCGUCUACUACGAGGGCCGCGCGCCGCGGGGCACCAAGACGGACUGGGUCAUGAACGAGUACCGCCUCCCCGACGCUGCCGACGCUAGCAGCGACGCGCGCGUGCCGCAGGUGGACGUGGUGCUGUGCAAGGUCUACCGCAAGGCCGUGUCGCUCAAGGAGCUGGAGCAGCGGGUGGCCAUGGAGGAGCUCGCGCGCGCCACCGCCACGCCGUCCGCGUCCCACAGCACCGGCUCCCCCGCCGACUCCAUGUCGUCGUCGGAGAUCGUGAUGGUGCCCGUGGGCGGCGUCUCGCUCUCACCGUCAGCUGCGAUGAGCAUGAAGAGAGAGGAGGCGGCGAAGAAUCAGCAGCAGCAGGACCCCUUCCUGACGCAGCUGCGGAGCCCACGGAUGGAGAGCUGGUGGUCUGCCUACUACGCCAGCGUCCUCAACUUCUAACCAAAAUCCACACAAUCCAACAGCUUUAUAUGUAAAGCGAAGGCCCACGCUCACAGUCGUCGGCCCAACUGAUGCCCGUGCGCCGCGCGCUGGGCCGCACGGCCCAAGAGCUACCAAGCGCGGGCACGCACCGCGGCAGCCCAAGGAUCUCUCCACCUUAUCUCCCUGCUCGGGACUCGGGACCUUUACCUAUCUUCUUCGUUCUUCCAUGGGAGCGAGCUAGAGAGAGGGCGCCAUGGAUCAGCAGCUUCUCGUGGAUGACUCCAAUCAUAUUAACGAUAUACUAACUUAUAAUGUGCCGAUCGUUGAACACCGUUUAUUUUGAUUUGAUUU
Zea mays is the source of this 1287-nucleotide messenger RNA. Its product is annotated as NAC domain-containing protein 22. The transcript has a single exon. The record is from RefSeq and is a predicted model, not a curated record. Gene Ontology annotation, molecular function: DNA binding. Gene Ontology annotation, biological process: regulation of DNA-templated transcription. Bases 16 to 954 code for a protein of 312 amino acids. NCBI's taxonomy places the organism in Eukaryota, Viridiplantae, Streptophyta, Magnoliopsida, Poales, Poaceae.